AUGGAAAAGGAGGGUCUCUGGUGUUCCACUUUAGAGGAAGCCUGGAAACCUGAGUAUUGGUUAGACGGGCAACCAAAAAUCCAAGACAGACAUUUGGGCCAAGUGGCAUUUAUUCAUAAGGAAACGCUCACUGAGAGGAAGGCCUGUGAAGACAAUGAAUUUGAAAGAUGUUCCAGUCAGGGUUCAGUCCUAGACACAGAACAGAAUAUUCCUACAGGAAAAAGGACCCACAGUUGUAAUUCACCUAGAAAAGAUGCCAAGCAAAAUUCAGAAUUCAUUAAAACUCAAAGAAUGUUUGUAGUAAAGAAACUCUAUGAGUGUAGUGAGUGUGGAAAAGCCUUCGGCCAGAGCUCAUCCCUUCUUAAGCAUCACAGAAUUCAUACUGGUGAGAAACCAUAUAAGUGUAAUGUGUGUGGAAAACACUUUAUUGAAAGUUCCUCCCUUACUGUACAUCAAAGAAUUCAUACUGGGGAGAAACCCUACAAGUGUAAUGAAUGUGGAAAAGCCUUCAGUCAAAGCAUGAACCUCACUGUUCACCAACGAACUCAUACUGGAGAGAAGCCCUAUCAGUGUAAAGAAUGUGGAAAGGCCUUCCGUAAGAACUCAUCCCUCAUUCAACAUGAAAGGAUUCAUACUGGAGAGAAGCCCUAUAAAUGUGAUGAAUGUGGAAAAGCUUUUACCCAAAGCAUGAAUCUUACAGUGCACCAGAGAAUUCAUACAGGGGAAAAACCCUAUGAAUGUAAUGAAUGUGGAAAAGCCUUCAGUCAGAGCAUGCAUCUUAUUGUACAUCAAAGAAGUCAUACAGGAGAGAAACCCUACGAGUGUAGUGAAUGUGGAAAAGCCUUUAGUAAGAGCUCAACUCUUACCCUACAUCAGCGAAAUCACACUGGAGAGAAGCCCUAUAAAUGCAACAAAUGUGGGAAAUCCUUUAGCCAAAGUACAUACCUUAUAGAACAUCAGAGACUGCAUUCUGGAGUAAAACCAUUUGAAUGUAAUCAAUGUGGAAAAGCUUUCAGUAAGAAUUCAUCUCUUACUCAACAUCGGAGAAUCCACACUGGAGAGAAACCUUAUGAAUGUAUGAUAUGUGGAAAACAUUUCACUGGUCGGUCAUCACUAACUGUGCAUCAGGUUAUUCAUACUGGAGAGAAACCUUAUGAAUGCAAUGAAUGUGGAAAAGCCUUCAGCCAGAGUGCAUAUCUUAUUGAGCAUCAGAGAAUUCAUACAGGUGAGAAACCCUAUGAAUGUGAUCACUGUGGGAAAGCUUUUAUUAAAAAUUCAUCCCUUAUAGUUCAUCAGAGAACUCAUACAGGAGAGAAACCCUAUCAGUGUAAUGAAUGUGGAAAAGCUUUCAGCCGGAGUACAAACCUUACACGACAUCAAAGAACUCAUACAUAA
Elephantulus edwardii (Cape elephant shrew) is the source of this 1395-nucleotide messenger RNA. RefSeq names its product ZFP2 zinc finger protein (gene ZFP2). The record is from RefSeq and is a predicted model, not a curated record. The transcript has a single exon. Gene Ontology annotation, molecular function: DNA-binding transcription factor activity; RNA polymerase II cis-regulatory region sequence-specific DNA binding. The coding region runs from base 1 to 1395 and encodes 464 amino acids. Gene Ontology annotation, biological process: regulation of transcription by RNA polymerase II. Lineage: Eukaryota; Metazoa; Chordata; Mammalia; Macroscelidea; Macroscelididae.